CAGGCCAGUGGCCCAUGAGGACUUGCACAAUAAGACUUGCAAAAGGGGAUCUUACUUACAAUACUCUCUUUAUAAAUAUUUUCAGUCAGGGUGACUUGAUAGUUCUCUAAAGUUUACUAAUGCUAUAUUUAUGCUGCAGUUUUUCCUGAUGUCCGCCGCCCUCGUGGCCGUAGUCAUGGCCGAGGCCCCCGCCGCCCCCGCUGCCCCCGCUGCCCCUGAGGGAUGGCGCCCCUCUGGCCGCUUGCUGCUGUUACCAGCUCGUCUGCAGUACCCCCUGGAAGCCGACCAGGGUACUUCCACCACUACUCAGUCUCCUACAAACACCACUCAGUCCCAGUCAGACGAGAGCCAAUCAGAGAAGCUCCUGGAUAGCGGUGAAUACUACGUGCUAUUGCCUGAUGGUCGCCUCCAGAUGGUCAAGUACACGACAGCCGCUAUCCGGGAAGCCGAGGAAGCAGCCUCCAACAGUCAGCAGGCUGCUGCUCCAGCUCAGCAGCAGCAAGCCUUCCAGUACCGCAGCCCAUUCCCUGCUGGCUCCAGCAACUUCCAGCGACAACAGCAGAAGCCAGCGGCAGCUCCCGCUCCAGCCCCGGCUCUACCCGAACCGUUCGCUCGAUUCCAAAUCGAGUACCUGCAGUUCCCCCAGCCCCAGUACGCCCAGCAGCCGGCAGAGGACAAGCCAGAGGAGCCCAAGUCCGCCCAGAACAAGGCCGAAGAGAAGGAGGAGGAGGUGUCCGGGUUCGAAGCCAAUGUGCAGUACCGAGAUGUCAAACCCAUCUCUGCCCCUGUCUACGCCUACAACCAGAGUCCUCUCGUCCGUAUUCUGAAGAAGUAAUUUGAAAGACUACUCAAAAGGGUUUAUGAAUGCUACUACAGCAAACUGUAAAUACUGUUCAACGUGGUUAUUUAAUUUGUGUAAAGUUUUAACUUAUUAUUUAAGGACAUGUUAGAAAAAAAAUGUUUUUGAAAUUCAGUUAAAAAUAUACAGAAUAU
Homalodisca vitripennis (glassy-winged sharpshooter) is the source of this 993-nucleotide messenger RNA. RefSeq lists its product as uncharacterized. The record is from RefSeq and is a predicted model, not a curated record. The transcript has 2 exons. Bases 131 to 835 code for a protein of 234 amino acids. NCBI's taxonomy places the organism in Eukaryota, Metazoa, Arthropoda, Insecta, Hemiptera, Cicadellidae.